GGCUGAACAGACCAACUACGUCUAAAACAAUGCGCCAGCGCAAACUUCCGCAGUGACGCUCUUGUGCCAUGUGCGCAGGAAAAACAACCGAGGAGCUGCGUUUAUGAAACCUGAAGGAGACAAGUAAACCACGUGUCCACCGCUGAGGACUGAGUCAGAGAGCUGUCACUAGUUAGACACCAGGAGCUGCCCGACUGCAAGUAACCAGCUAACCCGGUUAGCCAGCUAACUGGGGGUUGGUUGUGGCCAUGGCUCUGUACGUGAAAGCCGCAGAUAUCCUGGAGAAGGCGGAGAGGAAGCAGGGCGCUUUGAAGACCCUGGUGUACGACAGUAAGUUCUCCAACAUCAAGCAGCUGUUCGCUCUGGUGUGUGAGACCCAGAAGUUCUCCUCCGUCCUGCUGGAGCUCAUCGAGUCCACCAAGCUGCUGAAGCAGACCCGGCUGAGGCCGCACCUGGCCCUGGUGCUGGUGUACGACCUGCUGAUCGGACAGGGCCUGAAGUGCGGAGGCUCCUGGAAGGUGAUGAUGAUGAAGCACCGCUCCAGGCUGCAGGCGGCGCUGGCCCGCAUGAAGGUGAAGCAGAAGGUCAGCCGGAAUGAAGACCUGCUCCCGGCCGGUGUCCAGAAGGCCGCCGGGGAGAGCCUGCCCAGGUAUGUGCGUGUGAACACCCUGAAGACCACCGUGGAGGAUGUUGGGGUCUACCUGAAGAGGGAUGGCUUCACCUUCCAGGGGAACGCCUCCAGGCUGGAGGACCUCACCCUGAAGGAGAAUCACUUUGUGAGGGACAUGCACCUGCCAGAGCUGCUGGUCCUCGCUCCUAAAACUGACUUCCAUGACCACUUCCUGUACAAGGGCGGGCACAUCAUCCUGCAGGACAAAGCCAGCUGUCUCCCCGCCUAUCUCCUCAACCCUCCACCUGGCUGCCAUGUCAUAGAUGCCUGUGCUGCCCCCGGCAACAAGACCAGCCACCUGGCCGCCAUCAUGAAGAACAAGGGCAAGCUGUUUGCUUUUGAUAUGGACGCCAAACGACUGGCCACCAUGUCGACUCUCCUGCUCCGAGCCGGGGUCACCUGUCAUCAGCUGGCACACCAGGACUUCCUGAAGGUGGACUCUGACGGGGCGCAGUAUAAAGAUGUGGAGUACAUCCUGCUGGAUCCCUCCUGCAGUGGAUCAGGUAUGGUGUGCCUCCGGGACAGCACCUCUGCCGACAAGGAGAAGGAUCAGGCUCGUCUGGCCUCCUUGGCCUCUUUCCAGCUGCGGUGCCUGAACCACGCUCUCAGGUUCCCCCGCGUGAAGCGCCUGGUCUACUCCACCUGCUCCGUCCACAGCCAGGAGAAUGAGGACGUCAUAGGAGCCUGUCUGCAGCAGAACCCCGGCUUCAGGUUGGUUCCUCUUCUGGCUCAGUGGCCUGAACGAGGCCUGGAGCCAUUUACUCAGUGUCUGCGCGCCAGCAUCGCCACGACCCGCACACAAGGCUUUUUCGUGGCGAUGCUGGAGAAACACAGUGAGGUGGCAAAUACGAAACAGGAAGCUGUUCAGAUCAGCGGCCCUGAGGCGACAACUACACACAGUCAACAUGCCUGCGAGGAGAAACCUGAAGAUCCCCAGUCAGAGGACGAACAGACACCUGCAGCAGACGUGAUGCCCUGCAGACAAACUGACAGUACACCAGGCAGGAAGAGGAAGACGACGACACCUGAAGAUCCCCAGUCAGAGGACGAACAGACACCUGCAGCAGACGUGAUGCCCUGCGGACAAACUGACGGUACACCAGGCAAGAAGAGGAAGACAACGACGACGACACCUGAAGAUCCCCAGUCAGAGGACGAACAGACACCUGCAGCAGACGUGAUGCCCUGCGGACAAACUGACGGUACACCAGGCAAGAAGAGGAAGAGGAAGAGGAAGAAGAAGAAGAAGACGACGACGACGGCCGCAGCUGCGGCGGCAGUGCCGGCGGCGGCAGUGGCGGUGGCAGAAAGGCGCCGGUGGCAGCGCCGGUGGCAGCGCCGGCAGUGCUGGCAACGGUGCCGCCGGCAGAGUGAUAAGAAGAAAAGAACUUGCACAUUAUGUUGCCAGGAGCGAUUGUUUGCGAAGGCCUAUGCUAAUUUCCAAUAGAUACAUGUGUGGAAUGUGAAUGAGAAGUAAAGAAUAUUUUUAAUGUA
This is a messenger RNA of Hippoglossus stenolepis (Pacific halibut), 2164 nucleotides long. It is a transcript of the gene nsun5, whose product is annotated as NOP2/Sun RNA methyltransferase 5. Gene Ontology annotation, molecular function: methyltransferase activity. The transcript is spliced from 5 exons. The record is from RefSeq and is a predicted model, not a curated record. NCBI's taxonomy places the organism in Eukaryota, Metazoa, Chordata, Actinopteri, Pleuronectiformes, Pleuronectidae. Gene Ontology annotation, biological process: rRNA base methylation. Bases 249 to 2117 code for a protein of 622 amino acids. Gene Ontology annotation, cellular component: nucleolus.